Phytophthora nicotianae INRA-310 is the source of this 642-nucleotide messenger RNA. RefSeq lists its product as hypothetical. Gene Ontology annotation, molecular function: protein binding. The transcript is spliced from 2 exons. Bases 1 to 642 code for a protein of 213 amino acids. The record is from RefSeq and is a predicted model, not a curated record. NCBI's taxonomy places the organism in Eukaryota, Oomycota, Peronosporomycetes, Peronosporales, Peronosporaceae.
AUGAAGUCAGCGGUUGCUUUUACGAUUCUGGCCGUCGCCCUCGCCAUUGUCCACGCUCAACAACCGCAGGUCAUUAACCCUGCAUCGAGCCGCGAUGAGAUCGACUGCCCCGAGUACUGCCUCGACGUGUAUGAUCCCGUCGGUGAUGACGAGGGCAACACGUACUCGAAUGAGUGCUACAUGAAGCGCGCAAAGUGUCACAAUGAAACACCCUCUCCUGAGUGGAAGGACCUCCGCGUUAUUAGGAACGAUGGCUCCACUGCCAAGGAAUGCUCGGAUAUCUGUCCUGCCGUUGUGAUGCCCGUCUGUGGCUCUGACGGUAUCGGUUAUGGCAACCCGUGCGAGCUCCAGGCCGCUGCCUGCAAGCACCCCGAGCAAAACAUUGUCGAGGAUCCGACUGGCGACGCAUACUCGUUGUGGCUGCCCAAAUUUGUGGAUGAAUUGAUUCGAGGGAUCGUACGCUACAAGAUUAAAAUCUUCAAAGACCCACCAAAGAAGCCCGUAAAGGCGGAAGAAAAGGAUACUCCUGUCGGUUCUGAAGCGAAACUCGACCCGGUCCCAACGAUUGUUGAAUCUGCGGACAACGCUGCUGAAAACUUGGCAAAAGAGAUUGCGAACACUUCUACGGAUUCACUAGAAUAA